Messenger RNA from Engraulis encrasicolus (European anchovy), 2329 nucleotides. It is a transcript of the gene snapc1b, whose product is annotated as small nuclear RNA activating complex, polypeptide 1b. Gene Ontology annotation, cellular component: snRNA-activating protein complex. The record is from RefSeq and is a predicted model, not a curated record. The transcript has 10 exons. Gene Ontology annotation, biological process: snRNA transcription by RNA polymerase III; snRNA transcription by RNA polymerase II. NCBI's taxonomy places the organism in Eukaryota, Metazoa, Chordata, Actinopteri, Clupeiformes, Engraulidae. Bases 62 to 1195 code for a protein of 377 amino acids. Gene Ontology annotation, molecular function: sequence-specific DNA binding.
UUAUUGUUGUCUUCUGUCAACUCUUCUCUGACCUGGGUGUUUUCGCUGCAAUUUUACCACAAUGUCAGACACUAUGAUAACACAGCAAGUACAUAAAUUUGAAGAACCAUUGAAAAUAGACCUUGAGGAGUUGCUAGGUCGUUUUCAACGGAUGGACUCUGUGCGAUAUGAAGACUUUUCGUCCGUCUGGAGGGAAUUGAACUUCGAUGAAAUAUUUUUCGGAAUCAAGACUAUGGCAGAGCAGAAUGAAUUCAGCCGCAUGGCGCUGAACAUAUCGACUGCAUACUUCCUUCCUCCUUACUCCUUCCAAAUCAGAGUUGGUGGACUCUACAUGCUGUACGCCCUUUACCAUACACAGCGCAGCUAUCCAACCCAGAGAAUUCGCCUGGCCUUGAAAGACUGGGGUGAUGUACAAGUGUUCACCCAAGAUGCCCUGAGCUCUCAACACUAUGAUGUUCUGUACAUAUUGCACCAGUUGCUGAGCGCAAAAGCCUUUCUCUUCACAGCUAUGCCAAUUCCGCUGACAUAUUCACGGGAUCAGAAGGUGGUGAAUACAAACACAGAGGUGCCCACCGAACAAUCAGCCAGACCUCAGGAGCUGGUCACCACAGAGAUGUGCGAGGAGAUCUCAAAUAUUCAUCAGCAUUACAAGCAGCUGAAGACGUUCGUGUUGGCCAAGCAUCCGGAUGCUGAUCUGAACCUGGUCCCCAAUCUGGUGCCCAAGCUCCUCAACGCUGUGGAGGACUUCAGCACAUGGCAGAACGAUCAAAGGGCUGCUGCUGCUGGGGAUGAGCAAUCAGACAGCUGCAAGGACGAGCCCAGCACCAGUUCCACUAUUAACCAGCAGAUGGAGAGCUCCAAGAGGGCCGACCUCCUCGCCUCCAUCAAGGCGCGCUCCUACGGCCAAGUGGCAGAGGUGUCCAAGGCCCGGCGCCACAGACAGGGGGAGCUGUGCACGGACACCAGAGCAGGCGAAUAUGAGGACCAGGGUCCACAGCGGGACAGAACGCAUGUGAAUUUUUUGCGACGAAAACGACGGCAGCUCAAUUCACUCAAAUCCCGCACUCUUCGCCGUCUACAACAUACUGGAGGCGUCCCAGGAGAUUCCCUCUCGACAACCAAGCUGUGGAAGCUGAGCCAAUCGGAGCAGGAGGCGGCAGCACCACCGAGGAAUGCAAGGCGAUUUCGCUACUGAUGCAGCCUUAAGAAGGACCUCUACCUCCACUGGCUUGGGAACAGCUGUGCCAGCACAGCACACCACCUGGGUCUCUCUUCCUCCUCUAAAUGUGUGUCUUAAGGAGACCCACAUGAUGAAGAUGGCAGGUCCAUUAUCAGUCGCAGUGAUGUGUAUGAUGAUGAUGAUGAGCUCUGAUUACGGACUGAGGCUUUUCCUCACAUCAGUAGUGUGAGGGAUGCGCGCACAUCCCGUAAAACAGGUGCUGAAUCAAACAGGCGAAUAAAAGAAAAAGGAAAAAUCUGCACAGUGUUGCUGCUCACCGAUUUAUUAAGCACAACGUUUCGACCUCAGGCAGUCUUCACAAUCCAAAGACUGCCUGAGGUUUGAAACUUUGUGUUUAAUACAGUAAAUCGAUGAGCCAGCAACAGUGUGCAGAUUUUUCCUUCUUUUCCUCACAUCACCAUUUGCAGCAUUAUGCACCUUAUCUCCAAUUGGAGAAUUUUAAUGUUAUCCUCAGUGAGGCGAUGGUUUUAGUUUAUUCUGACCAGUGCAGAAUGGAUGCACUGUGAUCAGGGGUGAGUUUCUCAAAAGGGAAGUUGUUAAACUGUUAGCAACUUCGGUAGUUGCCACUGGGAAAAUGCAUUGAAAGCAACGAAGUAGCUAAUGUAGUAAGCACCUUUGGUUUCGAGAAAUUCACCCCAGAGUUGUAAUAAAGCAGAAGUACAUAUAACUAGAAGUGCUUUUACAGAUGUAAUUACAACACUAGUUGUAUGAUGUUGAAGUCAUGUGAUUUCAUACCAUUAGUGUUGUAAUUGCAUUUGUAAAGUACUUCUACUUUAUGCAACUCUGACUGUCAUUGACCAGGAAAAUAGGUAGUAAUGGCAAAAUUGCCUACAGUUGUUUUUUUAGCAUGGCCUGUUGAUAACUAUUGUUCUAGUUAAGACGGUUGCUUUAACUGGAAGUUUUUUGUUGGUGAUUGUUAAAUCUGUGAUGUUUUUAUUUGCACAAAAUGUCAGAUGCAUCAGAUUUUUACUCUGUUUAUUUUAAGCAAUGUUUUUGUUUAACUUUAAGUAAGUUAAUGAUUGUUUUUAACCUUCAGUAAGUUCUGACACUUAAAUUUGAAUGAAAAGUAAAACACAAGUUUUGAUAGUA